GUACAAUAUCACUAUUUGAUAUCGCCAGAAGGAGCUGCUACUCUAAAACACAGCAACAUUUUUGACUACCAAACUGACCGUACGAUGCAGAAUCCACGGAAUUUUCCUGAAGAUGCCGGCAGUCUGCUGGCACUUAGCAUUGUGCAUGUCCUUUUGGCAGUUGUGGGAUUCACCGCAAAUCUCUACAAUUUUUUCUACGGUAAGAAGGGUUCUAAUCUGCUGCCGUUGUUUUAUUUUCGGACUUCUGUUUUCUGCUCACAUUUUUCCGGUGAUGCAAACGCUGGCCUUCGUAUUCUUUACGAUCCCAUUGUACGGGAUGCAGCUGUUAUGGGGGGUCGGCUCGGUGGUGGCAUGUGUGCGAGUGUUUGGCGGCAACAGAAAUCUAAUAUUCUUCGGAGAAGAUCGGGAGAUUAGUGAUUGCAUGUGCCGAACCUCUUUCGUGUACCUGCUGCUAAUGGUUAUUGUAUGGUUCUUCGCGGUCGCGUCUAGCGCCCAGCCCUUCGUGGCUUCGCUUGGCAUGUGGGGUUCAGUCCACCACGUGUUCCAGACCGAUCUUACCGGACAUCUGGUCAUGCUGGGAAUGAUUCUCGCGCUAAUUGCCGGUAUGGUCGUGGAAGAGUUUGCCAUCCAGCGAAGUGUUUCCGUCAGCAACGAUCUCAUCUGUAUCAAUAAUAACCACAAGCUUCUUGCCCGAGUUGAAGAACAAACCGGGUCACCGCCACCGGAGACCGUCUAAAUGGGGACUGCAGUUCAGAACCAAUUUAAAGAUGCCCAUGAAGCCAUUUUUUGGAGCCAUGGAUCCACCGAUGAGUUUGCUGUUGAUAGUCCUAAGAAGGAAUAUUUUACGAUAUUACCGCUUGCACUUGCUAUGAACAUGUCGGAUUUAACAUGUGAGAAAGGAAUGCACCAGACGUUUACAUUCAGUACAUAACAUCAAUACAACCACAUCGCCUUUUAAUAACGCCCUUUGUCUUCCGUAAAUUCAAUUUUGUUGAUUGCGAUUUGCCUUUUUAAUUUCUACGAUUGGUAGUUUAAUAAUUUAUUACGAUUAGCUUUAUAAUUUAUUCAGAUUUUGAACGAAAUGC
This is a messenger RNA of Paramacrobiotus metropolitanus, 1085 nucleotides long. RefSeq lists its product as uncharacterized. Lineage: Eukaryota; Metazoa; Tardigrada; Eutardigrada; Parachela; Macrobiotidae. The coding region runs from base 113 to 736 and encodes 207 amino acids. The record is from RefSeq and is a predicted model, not a curated record. The transcript is spliced from 2 exons.